AUCGCGAUUUUAGGAGAACGUCUUAAAAAUUUUAAGCAGUAUGGGCAAUUUUCUCAAUACAGUCAUCUUACUCGCAAUUUGUGUGUGUUCAAUUGUGGAAGCAGAGAAUUAUGGUGAUUCUAUUUCAAAUGCCAAUCAUACCGAUAAGUGCUUCAAACACCGACUUUCAAACUUUCCAUGUUCAAGCACGAUUAUGGGAAACCUUCUCCUUAUUGUUUUCUAUGGUGUAAUAUUGAUUGUUGCUGCAAAAUUGAUUUCAGACGGUGCCGAGUUGUUGUUAGAUCUAGGAUUACAUGCAGGAAUCAUUGGAGGUAUCGUUCUGCCUUUGCUUGGAGUUGUACCGGAUGCUGCUAUUAUUGUCGUUUCUGGUUUGAAACCAGACGCACAAUAUCAGAUCUCUGUUGGCAUGGGGACUCUAGCUGGCAGCACGAUAAUGUUGUUGACGCUUUCGUGGGGCGGGAGUUUGUUCAUCGGGAGAUGUGACUUGGAUAGCAAUGGUGAAGCAAUUGAAGGAACUGGAAAAGGAAUUAAUUGUUUGAAGCAGGGCGUUACUCUCCUUCCUUCUGUGCAGAAAUCCUCAAACAUUAUGCUUAUUACAUCACUUCUUUAUCUUGUGGUUCAAAGUGCGGACUGGCAUUGGGGUCCCAAGAAAUAUCCUCCCCAUGAUCCACCUCAACCAAAGUAUGUGAAAGAUUCUGCGUUGGCGACUGUCAUUUUGUGUGCCAUAUCUUUUGUUGCCUACCUUGCUUUUCUGGUAAGUGGUAAUUUUACACACGUUCGAAAAUGUUAUGGGACAGCCACGGAUAAAGAGAGGAGCAAAGUAGUUGUUGCACUCAAAUGUUUCUUCAUGCUGUGUGGUGGUGUUGCCAUGGUGACGAUAUUCUCUGAUCCGAUGUGCGAUGUUCUCAGUGGUAUAACGAAUAAAGCCAAUGGUGACAAUGGGGGCAGCUACAUCAACAUAAGUCCCUUCUACGUGUCGUUUGUUGUCACACCAAUAUGCUCGAACGCUUCUGAGCUGGUGUCAUCGCUUCUUUUCGCUGCCAAGAAAAAGAAAGAAAACGUGUCUAUUACUUAUGCCCAGUUGUAUGGGGCAGCAACAAUGAACAACACUAUGUGCUUGGGCAUCUUUUGUGUACUGGUUUAUAUAAAAAACCUGGAGUGGUAUUACUCGGCAGAAGUCACGGUGAUCUUGCUUGUACAAUGGCUCGUGUUUGUCAUGGGUUUCCCCUUGACCUAUAAGUUAUGGAAAGUCGUUCCCGUCGCUUUCCUUUACGUAUUUUCUAUCAUUCUUAUUGCAAUCCUGGAAAGCACUGCUGUUGGAUGGAAAUGAUGAAGAUAAAUUUCUUUUAGUUUUUUUAUUUACUAAUCAAAGUUGUCACAGUAUUUUCUAUAGGUAACACGUUCUGCUAUGUAUAGAGAAUGUUCC
Messenger RNA from Dendronephthya gigantea, 1426 nucleotides. Its product is annotated as sodium/calcium exchanger NCL2-like. Gene Ontology annotation, molecular function: calcium:proton antiporter activity. The coding region runs from base 41 to 1330 and encodes 429 amino acids. The transcript is spliced from 14 exons. Gene Ontology annotation, biological process: calcium ion transmembrane transport; intracellular calcium ion homeostasis. The record is from RefSeq and is a predicted model, not a curated record. Gene Ontology annotation, cellular component: membrane. NCBI's taxonomy places the organism in Eukaryota, Metazoa, Cnidaria, Anthozoa, Malacalcyonacea, Nephtheidae.